Myxocyprinus asiaticus (Chinese sucker) is the source of this 1656-nucleotide messenger RNA. RefSeq names its product lens fiber membrane intrinsic protein-like. Lineage: Eukaryota; Metazoa; Chordata; Actinopteri; Cypriniformes; Catostomidae. Gene Ontology annotation, cellular component: plasma membrane. The transcript is spliced from 5 exons. The record is from RefSeq and is a predicted model, not a curated record. The coding region runs from base 1057 to 1578 and encodes 173 amino acids. Gene Ontology annotation, molecular function: structural constituent of eye lens.
AGCGGUUAUCGGACACAAAAAUAAUCGGUCGAAAAAAUCAAUAUUUGUAGAUCUCUAAUGUAUUCUUAUAAUAGAGUAUAUUUAAUAGUCUAAUUAUUAUUAUUGUGUCUAAGCAUAAUUAACUGUUUUUGCAUAGCAGUUAUUGGACACUUAAAACUGGUAUCGGUAGAUCUCUAGAAUGUAUUUGCAUAGAUUAAUAGUCUAAUGAUUAUUAUUGUGUCAAAAAGCAUGAAACACUUAUUAACUGGUUUUGCAUAUCAGUUAUCGGACACUUAAAAAUAAUCGGUAUCAGUUGAAAAAAAUAGCGUAGAUAUCUAUAUUUAAUGUAUUGUUUGCAUAAAUUACUUUUAAUAGUAUAAUGAUUAUUAUUGUGUCCAAAAGCAUAAACACAUUUUAAAAAUGUGUUUUGCAUAUCGGUUAUCGGACACUUAAAAAUAAUCGGUAUCGGUCAGAAAAAAAAUAUUUAAAAAAUAUCGGUAGAUCUCUGUAAUGUAUUCUUUGCAUAAAUUGAUAGUCUAAUGAUUAAUAUUGUAUCAAAAAGCGUAAAACACUAACUGGUUUUGCAUAUCGUUAUCGUUCGAAAAAAUAUCGGUAGAUUUCUACUACAAAUUAUGUAAUCAUCUCUUCACCCAAACACUGGUUUGGUUUGACCCCCAACAGGGAUGGUAGGCAAAAGCCAAGACUUUCUACCAGGAUUCAUCAGCAAAUUUCGGCCCAAAGGACAAAGAGAUGGAGUGCAGCUAGAAAGAGAGAGAGGCAAGUGAGUGUCAACACAAGGGUGGCAUACGUCAAGAAACGUCCCACAUUGCAUUCUGAGACCAUUGUUGAUGUAGAAGACUGGUGAGAUUGUAAGGGAACGAGAGAAUGAGUAAACGAGUGCAAAAGAUGUGCAUUACCUCAUUUCUCACAUGUUGGACUGGAUCAUUCUAUUGUGGCUGGAACAAUGAUGGCCAAGUGAAGAGAGCUUAAAAACCCAAGAAUCAGACAGACAGAUAUCAAGCUACUGGACAGACAACAACCAACAAAGAGGAGAACGCUGAUCCGGGUCUCUCCUUGAUGGUGUUUUCUCUGGUAGGCGGGGCCACACUGUGUGGCGCAGCAGCCCUAGUGCUGCUCCUCAUCUCUACUGCAACGGACCAUUGGAUGCAGUAUCGCUACUCGGGAAACGCAUCCAAUCAGGGCCUCUGGAGGUUCUGCAUCAAUCGCAAGUGCCACGCCCAUACGCUCACUGCGGCUUUUUGGGAUGCCACACGAGCCUUCAUGCUGCUGUCGGUUUUGAGUGCUUUUGCUGGAGUGGUUUUGGGCUUUGUUGCAUCCAACAGGCCCAGGAGCAGCCGAGUACGGACCGGAGGGAUUGCACUGCUCCUGUCUGGAUUCUUUGCACUACUGGCUUUGGCAAUCUACACUGGAGUGAUGGUCGAUUUCUUUGGCAAGCGUUACAUUGACUGGAGGUUCUCAUGGUCAUAUAUCUUGGGUUGGAUUGGCAUCAUUUUGGCUUUGGGGGCGGGUGUUUUGCAGCUUUGUGCAUAUAAAAGAAGCAUUGCUGAGCCUGCACCUGCAAGUGUUUCAGACAGCUGAAAUACUGCCUGAACUUCUCAAGAAAAUGAAAAACAUUAUUGUGGAUCUCCGGCAUUCUGAACAAGAUCUCAAACAUCA